Messenger RNA from Neltuma alba, 1851 nucleotides. RefSeq names its product pollen receptor-like kinase 1. The record is from RefSeq and is a predicted model, not a curated record. Lineage: Eukaryota; Viridiplantae; Streptophyta; Magnoliopsida; Fabales; Fabaceae. Gene Ontology annotation, molecular function: ATP binding; protein binding; protein kinase activity. Gene Ontology annotation, biological process: protein phosphorylation.
AUGGCACUUCGUUAUCCUUGGUUGCCGAUAAUUCUAUUCCUUCUUCUUGUAUAUGUUGUUCCCUCUUCCUCUGGGGAUUCUGUCUCGGAAGGGCUCCUCAAGUUUAGGGACUCCCUAGAGAACAACAAUGCACUAUCCAGUUGGAACCAAUCCUCCCCUCCUUGUGUUGGUGCCAAAGCCAAUUGGGUUGGCCUUCUUUGUGCCGACGGCAAAGUUUGGGGUUUGAAACUUGAGAAAAUGGGGCUCAAGGGGGUCAUCAAUGUGGAACCCCUUCGAGGCCUCCCAGAUCUCCGAACCAUAAGCCUAAUGGGCAACGAUUUUGAUUCCACCUCUUGGCCUGAAUUCCACAAGCUUGUUGCCCUCAAGACCCUCUACCUUUCCGAUAACAAGUUUUCAGGCAUCAUUCCUGAUGAUGCCUUUCAACGUAUGGUGUGGCUCAAGAAAAUUCAUUUGUCAAACAAUCAGUUUACUGGUCCUAUCCCAAUUUCACUGUCUUUAUUACCUAAGCUUAGGGAGUUGAGGCUCGAGAACAACAAGUUCCAAGGCCACAUUCCAGACUUUAAUCAACCUACCUUAAGCUCAUUUAACAUAGCUAACAAUCAGUUGGAGGGUGCAAUUCCAAUCAGCCUCAGUAAAAUGCCAGCCUCUUCUUUUUCUGGUAAUGAGGGGCUAUGUGGAGCCCCAUUGGGUGCAUGCAAAUCGUCCAGCUCAAAGCAAGGCGCCUCAAUCGGGAGCAUUGUGGUGGUAGCCAUAGUCGUAGGAGUGGCAGUGAUUGUGAUAAUAGGAGUAAUGUUGAUGGUCCUUGGAAGAAAAACAAAGCAAGGGACAGUGGAGAAUCCAACAACAUCAGGCUCUCAAAACAAAGCAGGAAGCAAUGAAGUAGACGAUGGGAGUAGUCAUCACUCAGUAUCAUCACAAGCCUCUACUAGGUCUGGCAAAAGAGCAGCAGAUAACCUGAAGUUGUCGUUUGUGAGAGACGAUAGAGAGAGGUUUGAUUUACAGGAAUUGUUGAAAGCAUCAGCAGAGGUAUUAGGGAGUGGUUGCUUCAGUUCCUCCUAUAAAGCUGCUUUGUCUAGUGGUGCAAUGAUUGUGGUCAAGAGAUUCAAGCAAAUGAACAAUGUGGGAAGGGAUGAGUUCCACGAGCACAUGAGAAGGAUUGGAAGGCUAUCGCAUCCUAACUUGCUCCCUCUGGUGGCUUACUAUUAUCGAAAGGAGGAGAAGCUUUUGGUUACUGACUAUGUCAAGCAUGGCAGCUUGGCCGUUCGCCUCCAUGGACACCAAGGGCUAGGGCAACCAUGCUUAGACUGGCCAACAAGGUUAAAGAUCGUUAAGGGCAUAUCAAAAGGUCUAGAAUAUCUGUACAAGGAGAUGCCAAGCCUGAUAGCACCCCACGGCCAUUUAAAAUCCUCAAACGUGCUCCUGGGGGAAUCCUUUGAGCCCCUGCUUAAUGACUAUGGGUUGGUCCCUGUGAUAAACCAGGAGCUUGCUCAGGACACCAUGGUGAUAUACAAAUCUCCAGAGUAUCUCCAAAAUGGGAGGGUCACUAAGAAAACUGAUGUAUGGAGUCUUGGAAUACUCAUUCUUGAGCUUUUAACUGGCAAGUUCCCUUCCAGCUUUCUACAACAAGGCAAAGGAAGUGAAGUGGGCUUGGCUAAUUGGGUGCAUUCUGUUGUCCCAGAAGAGUGGAAUAGUGAGGUGUUUGACAGAGAAAUGGGAGACACCUCAGCCAGUCAAGUCCAAAUGGCCAAACUAUUAAAGAUUGCUUUGGAUUGUUGUGAAGGGGAUGUCGACAAGAGAUUAGAUCUUAAAGAAGCUAUUGAGAAAAUUCAUUCGGUCAAGGAGACCGACUAA